Choloepus didactylus (southern two-toed sloth) is the source of this 733-nucleotide messenger RNA. RefSeq names its product protein tweety homolog 2-like. The record is from RefSeq and is a predicted model, not a curated record. Lineage: Eukaryota; Metazoa; Chordata; Mammalia; Pilosa; Megalonychidae. Gene Ontology annotation, cellular component: plasma membrane. Gene Ontology annotation, molecular function: intracellularly calcium-gated chloride channel activity; volume-sensitive chloride channel activity. The transcript has 2 exons. The annotation marks the transcript as partial.
CCCGACGGAGACGUGCUCCCGGGAUCCGUGGUUUGACCUCCGCGACUGAUCACCGCGAGAAGACCCUUUUGAAGCAGCGGGGCUGGCGGCGAUCGGCACAGCCAUGCCGGCCGCGCGCGUGGAGUACAUCGCGCCCUGGUGGGUCGUGUGGCUGCACCGCGUCCCCCACCUCAGCCUGCGCCUGCAGCCAGUGAACAGCACCUUCAACCCCCGCGACGAGAGCUACCAGGAGUCGCUGCUACUCCUGGGGCUGGUGGCCGCUGUCUGCCUGGGGCUGAACCUCGUCUUCCUCACGGCCUACCUAGUCUGGCUGUGCUGCGGGCGGCGGGACGGGGCAGCGCAGACCAAACAGCACAGCUCCUGCUGCGUCACCUGGGUGGCCGUGGUGGCCGGGCUCAUCUGCUGCGCUGCGGUGGGCGUUGGUUUCUAUGGAAACAGCGAGACCAAUGAUGGGGUGUACCAGCUGAUCUACUCCUUGGACAACGCGAACCACACCUUCUCCGGGAUCGAUGCCCUGGUUUCCGGAACCACCCAGCAGAUGAAGGUGGAACUCGAGCAGCACCUGGCCCGGCUCAGUGAGAUCUUGGCUGCCCGGGGAGACUACCUGCAGACCCUGAAGUUCGUGCAGCAGAUGGCGGCCAGCAUCAGGGCCCAGCUCUCACGACUGCCGGUGUGGACGGACGUCACCGCAGAGCUGACCGAGGUGGCCGGCCAGACCAGCUAUGUGGAGUAC